Populus trichocarpa (black cottonwood) is the source of this 2335-nucleotide messenger RNA. RefSeq names its product pentatricopeptide repeat-containing protein At5g39710. The transcript is spliced from 2 exons. Gene Ontology annotation, molecular function: protein binding. Lineage: Eukaryota; Viridiplantae; Streptophyta; Magnoliopsida; Malpighiales; Salicaceae. Bases 125 to 2074 code for a protein of 649 amino acids. The record is from RefSeq and is a predicted model, not a curated record.
AAAGAGAGAGAGAGGGAAACUUCUCUUAAACCCUUCAGUUAAAAAUCAGAGCUCCAUCAAUCAACCUCUUCACUGGUUCUUCUCUCCGCUCACUCCAAAACCCUAAAUUCUCCAAAUUCCCAAAAUGUCCCUACCCAGACUCCAAAUCUACCGUUCUUUGUCUACUCUCUCUUCACCCACAGAUGCCCUUUUAGCAGAAAAAGCCCUAACCCUCCUCAAACGCUAUCCAUACCACUUAAAUUCGAUAUCUUCCCAAAUAACCCCUGAAUUAGCUUCAUAUUUGCUUCUCCAAACCCAAAAUGAUCGAACCCUGACCCUCAAAUUCAUUAACUUUGCUAAACCCCACCAAUUCUUUAACCCCCACUGUAAAUGCAUUGCCCUUCACAUUUUAACCAAAUUCAAGCUCUAUAAAACAGCCCAAAAUCUAGCUCAGGACUUGGCUGAAAAUUCUGUUGAUGAGAAGGCGGGGAAUUUGGAAAUGGGGUUGAGGUUUUUUGAAGAAAUGGAGAGAAAUAGAUGUUUGCCGAAUGUGGUUACAUAUAAUACUGUAAUUGGUGCAUAUUGUAAGUUGAAGAGGAUAGAUGAGGCGUUUAAAUUGUUGAGGUCGAUGGGGUUGGAAGGUUUGGAGCCAAACUUGCUUACGUAUAAUAUGGUGAUUAAUGGAUUGUGCAGAGUAGGGAGGAUAGAGGAGACAAGUGGGGUUCUUGCGGAGAUGGAUCGGAAUGGUUUUGCUCCUGAUGGGGUGACUUAUAAUACACUUGUAAAUGGAUAUUGCAAAGUGGGUAAUUUUCACCAAGCGCUUGUUUUGCAUUCAGAGAUGUUGAGGAAUGGAUUGCCCCCUGAUGUUGUUACAUAUACUUCGUUGAUUAAUACAAUGUGUAAGGCUGGGAAUUUGAACCGAGCAAUGGAGUUUUUUGAUCAGAUGCAUGUUAGAGGUCUUCGUCCGAAUGGAGUAACGUACACAUCAUUGAUCAAUGGGUUUUCACAAAAGGGAUUCAUGGAUGAGGCUUACCGUAUUUGGGAUGAAAUGAUUAGAAGUGGUUUCCCGCCCACAAUUGUAACUUAUAAUGCCCUUUUAAAUGGACAUUGUGUUUCAGGAAGGAUGGAGGAGGCCAUAGGAUUGUUACGAGGUAUGGAGGGUAAAGGUUUGUCCCCAGAUGUUGUAAGUUACAGUACUAUCAUAGCUGGAUUUUGUCGAUACCAAGAGUUGGACAGGGCAUUUCAAAUGAAUGCGGAGAUGGUUGAGAAGGGUGUUUCACCUGAUGCCAUUACCUACUCAUCGCUUAUCCAAGGUCUCUGUGAGCAGAGAAGACUGAAUGAAGCUUGUGAUCUGUUCCAAGAGAUGUUGAAUAAGAGUCUGCUUCCUGAUGAAUUCACUUAUACAAGCUUGAUUAAUGGUUAUUGUAAAGAAGGAGAUUUGAAUGAGGCUCUUAAUUUGCAUGAUGAAAUGAUAAAAAAGGGCUUUCUACCGGAUACAGUCACCUACAAUGUGCUUAUUAAUGGACUAAACAAGCAAGCUCGAACAAGGGAGGCAAAGAGGCUCCUGCUUAAGUUGUUUUACGACGAGUCUAUCCCAAAUGGCAUAACAUAUGAUACACUGAUAGAAAGUUGUAGUGAUAUUGAAUUUAAGAGUGUCGUGGCUCUCAUAAAGGGAUUCUGUAUGAAGGGUUUGAUGAACGAAGCAGAUCAAGUUUUUGAAUCCAUGAUUAAGAGAAACCAGAAGCCAAAUGAAGCGGUUUAUAAUGUCAUUAUACAUGGUCAUUGCAGAGAUGGAAAUGUUCAUAAGGCACAUAAACUCUACAAGGAAAUGGUUGAUUUUGGUUUCAUUCCUCAUACUGUGACCAUCAUUGCUCUGGUUAAGGCACUUUACAGUGAAGGGAUGGACGAGCAGUUGAAUCUAGUUAUAAGGGACAUAUUGAGAAGCUGCAAGCUUUCAGAUGCAGAGCUUUCUAAAGCACUUGUUCAGAUCAACCAUAAAGAAGGGAACAUAGAUGCAGUUUUUAAUUUGCUUACUGAAAUGGCCAAGGAUGGCUUUCUUCCAAGCGGUGCAGCUCCUGCCAAUGCUGGCCAGUAGACUUUAUGAUGGAUAAUUCAUUCUAUCUUCUAUCAAUGUUCACUGGACAUAUUUUGUCCUGUCAAGGGCCUGAUGAAGGAAGCUGAAUUUCAGUUUCUUUGCUUUUCUGGUACCUCAAGAUGUUAUGGACUUCAGUUUCACAUUCUCGUAUCCCCAUAUUUUCUUGCCAAUUAUUCACAAGAAUUGUAGAUAAAACUAUGAUGAUGAACUGUGCAUACUAUGUUAUCUAUACUCAAUAUGAUGCAACACCAAUUUACUGCA